AUGGCGUCGACUGCUACCUCUGAGACCGCUUCGCCAAUUGGUAUCGCCAAUCUGCCAAACCAACGGCACAAGAUUGUCGCGAAACGUGGUGCCGCCUUCACGAUUAUGGUUGCUGGAGAGUCUGGCUUGGGGAAAACUACAUUCAUCAACACUCUCUUCUCGACCACUAUCAAGAACUACGCAGACCAUAAACGCAGACAUGCCAAGCAGGUUGACAAGACCGUUGAGAUCGAGAUCACAAAGGCAGAGCUCGAGGAACGAUUCUUCAAAGUUCGGUUGACCGUCAUUGAUACUCCCGGUUUUGGCGAUUAUGUUAACAACCGUGAUUCAUGGAUGCCCAUCAUUGAAUUUUUGGACGACCAGCAUGAGUCUUAUAUGUUGCAGGAGCAGCAGCCUCGCCGUAUUGACAAGAUCGACCUCCGUGUCCACGCUUGCCUGUACUUCAUCCGACCAACCGGACACACUCUGAAACCACUGGAUAUCGAAGUCAUGAAGCGCCUCAGCUCUCGUGUGAACUUGAUCCCAGUUGUUGCAAAGGCCGACACCUUAAGCCCCUCUGACCUUGCCCGUUUCAAGCAGAGAAUCCGUGCUGUCAUUGAAGCCCAGGGAAUCAAGAUCUACCAGCCCCCUGUUGAGGAGGACGAUGAACAAGCUGCCCAGCACGCCCGCAGCUUGAUGGCUGUCAUGCCAUUUUCCGUCAUCGGCUCCGAGAAGGACGUCAAGACCAGCGAUGGCCACAUCGUCAAGGGCCGCCAGUACUCAUGGGGUGUCGCAGAGGUUGAGAAUGAAGACCACUGUGAUUUCAAGAAGCUCCGCUCCAUCCUCAUCCGCACACACAUGCUUGAUCUUAUCCACACCACCGAAGAACAACACUACGAAGCCUACCGAGCACUUCAGAUGGAGACCAGAAAGUUCGGAGAAGCCAGGCCAAGGAAACUCGACAACCCCAAGUUCAAGGAAGAGGAAGAGAACUUGCGAAAAAGAUUCACCGAGCAAGUCAAGAUCGAGGAACAACGAUUCAGACAGUGGGAGCAGAAACUUAUUGCCGAAAGAGACCGACUCAACAAGGACCUGGAGACUACCCAUGCAGCGAUCAAACAACUCGAGCAGGAACUCGACCAGAUGCAAGCCCCUCAAGUGCGCAGUCAUGGUCGCCGUUAA
Molecule: messenger RNA, 1161 nt
Organism: Microsporum canis CBS 113480
Lineage: Eukaryota; Fungi; Ascomycota; Eurotiomycetes; Onygenales; Arthrodermataceae
Product: cell division control protein 12
Exons: 7
Coding region: 1-1161 (386 amino acids)
Biological process (GO): cytoskeleton-dependent cytokinesis
Cellular component (GO): microtubule cytoskeleton; cell division site; septin ring
Molecular function (GO): molecular adaptor activity; GTPase activity; GTP binding
Source: RefSeq, a predicted model, not a curated record